Chiroxiphia lanceolata (lance-tailed manakin) is the source of this 783-nucleotide messenger RNA. RefSeq names its product family with sequence similarity 237 member A (gene FAM237A). NCBI's taxonomy places the organism in Eukaryota, Metazoa, Chordata, Aves, Passeriformes, Pipridae. The record is from RefSeq and is a predicted model, not a curated record. The coding region runs from base 50 to 607 and encodes 185 amino acids. The transcript has 2 exons.
GCAAGAAAAUUUUCAGCUUCUUUUGGUUUUCUUAUAUUUUAGUGACACAAUGGACCUUGGGAGCAGAGGAAGAAUCCACUGUAACAUGAGACUCACCUGCUCUCUGCUAAUCAUGGCAGCAUUCUGCAUGACACCUUUCCUCUGCCAUAGUCAAACUGAUCCACUAGCUCUUGGGUGGGCAGAUCCCCAGUGUUGGGAAUCCUCCUCAGCUGUCUUACUGGAGAUGAGGAAGCCUCGCAUUUCUGACUCUGUCAGUGGCUUUUGGGACUUCAUGAUUUUUCUGAAAUCAUCAGAGAAUCUGAAACAUGGGGCUUUGUUCUGGGACCUGGCUCAGCUCUUCUGGGAUAUCUAUGUGGACUGUGUGCUCUCCAGAACCCAUGGCCUAGGGAGAAGGCAGCUAGCAGACGCUGAGCAGAAGAUUGCUACUCUACAUUCUCAGUUCACAGGGAGAAACCAAGGGAUAUUUUCUCAUAUUCAGAGGUCGCCAAUUCUGAAGAAGAGAGACUCAUUUGAAGAUUUAAUAAGUAUCCACAUGCAUAAGAGUAGACCUACAUUACUUCGAAGAGUCAUUGGAGAGCUAGGAAAAAAGAGGAAAUCACACUUUUAGUUCAAGAUCUUGAUUUGUAGAUAUUUUUUAAUUACUUCUCUUUAUUUUUUGCAUUCUAAUCCUCACUGAUGAAAAAGGCCUGUAAGCAUGGGCACCAUAUCUCCGAUUAACUUGGACUUAUGUUUUUUUUAAUUAUCUAUUAAUUUCAUCUCCUUAAUAAACUGCAUGAUUUAUAA